UUGCCGCGGGAUCGGACUGCGCUCAGGUACACCGCCGCAUCACACUGAGAGAGAGAGGGAGGCAGAGGAGCGAUAUUUAUAGCCCAGAGCGAGGCUGGAGGAGCACAGUCAGAGGCGAAGCUUCGGGACCCACAGAGAGGCGCACGGACCACGACGAAGCCAAAAAUGAAAGCGUUCCUUCUAUUAUUCGGAGCCGCGGUGGUUGCGCUGGCGCGCGCAGCCGCGUCCGACGGGGAGAUCUCCUUCGAGUACCAUCGCUAUGACGAGCUGCGGAAGGCGCUGGUGUCGGUGUGGCUGCAGUGUCCCACCAUCACCCGCAUCUACACCACCGGGGAGAGCUUCGAGGGCCGCGAGCUGCUGGUGCUGGAGAUGACCGACAACCCCGGGACGCACGAGCCUGGUGAGCCGGAGUUUAAGUACAUCGCCAACAUGCAUGGAAACGAGGCAGUGGGGAGAGAGCUGCUCAUCUACCUGGCCCAGUAUCUCUGCAACCAGUAUCAACAAGGCAACGAGACCAUCAUCGACCUCAUCCACAACACCCGCAUCCACCUGAUGCCCUCCAUGAACCCGGAUGGCUUUGAGAAGGCGGCCUCACAGCCGGGAGAAAUCAAGGACUGGUUUGUGGGCCGCAGCAAUGCGCAGGGGAUCGACCUGAACAGGAACUUUCCUGACCUGGACCGCAUCGUCUACAUCAACGAGCGAGAGGGCGGAGCCAACCACCACCUGCUGCAGAACAUGAAAAAGGCCGUAGACGAAAAUGCAAAGCUGGCUCCAGAGACCAAGGCGGUGAUCCACUGGAUCAUGGACAUCCCCUUUGUCCUCUCUGCAAACCUGCAUGGAGGAGACGUUGUAGCCAACUAUCCGUAUGAUGAGACCAGAACUGGAUCCACCCACGAGUACAGCGCUAGUCCAGAUGACGUGACCUUCAAGUCUCUGGCUAAAGCUUACUCCAUGUACAACCCGGUCAUGUCCGACCCCCAGCGGCCCCCCUGCCGCAAGAAUGACGACGACUCCAGCUUCAAGGAUGGCAUCACUAACGGCGGAGCGUGGUACAGCGUGCCUGGAGGUAUGCAAGACUUCAAUUACCUGAGCAGCAACUGCUUUGAGAUCACUCUGGAGCUCAGCUGUGACAAGUUCCCCAGUGAGGACACACUGAAGACCUACUGGGAGCAGAACCGCAACUCCCUGGUCAACUACAUCGAGCAGGUUCACCGUGGCGUGAAGGGCUUUGUUCGUGACCUGCAGGGAAACCCCAUUUCCAACGCCACCAUCUCUGUGGAGGGAAUCGACCAUGACAUUACCACAGCCAAAGAUGGAGACUACUGGCGCAUUUUGGCUCCAGGAAACUACAAAGUAGCAGCCACUGCACCAGGAUACCUGACUGUCAUCAAGAAGGUGGCUGUUCCCUACAGCCCUGCAACUAGGGUGGACUUUGAGCUGGAGUCAUUGAUGGAGAGGAAGGAGGAGGAGCGGGAGGAGCUGAUGGACUGGUGGAAGAUGAUGUCAGAGACACUAAACUUCUAGAGCGUCUGUCUCAGCGGUCCGACCACUCGCACAUCUGUGUAAAAUACUCAUCCUGUGUGCCCGUCCACUCUAAAGAGGAUAUAUAUGUAUCCUCUCUUUCCAGUCAUUUUUUGAUCACACCUUUGAUUAUCUUCUUUGCCUCACAACUCCUGUAGAUGGUCUGAAUGUCCUGUACGCAGUGAAAGACGAGCAAGAAGCGAGCGGGUGGCGGUGAGGCUGCUGUUGACUUCCGUGGCAUUGUGUUCUUUCGUUGUUCACGUGAUUGGUAACCAUGGCACCUAUCUAUAUAACCGGUGAAUGAUUGCGCAAUUAGAGAAGCUGUUUACAUCACUACCACAUGGCUCCGUCUGUGAGAAACCAUGAUUUUAUUUCUUCCUGUUUUAAAUGUCUCUGUUUUCCCAGGCUUUAGUACACAAACACAGAAAGUUACUGCACACAGAAAGCUUUCUCCUCCUGUCAUCUUUACUCACGGCGUGUGAAAUGAUGUUUCUGUACUGUAAUAUAAUUUAAUAAAACAACACUAUGGUUCUGAGAUAAUCAGGGACAUUAAAAACACUGUAAUAUAACUGUACACAUUAUAUUGUACGCAGUCCAUAAAGGCCGGCUCAUUUCAGUCGUUUCUUAGUGAUGUUGAGAUUCUUUUUAAACAGCAGCACAGCUUUGAAUUUAGCACAAGAAUGAUUAUAAUAUUUAAUGUAUUUAUGAACUAGGUACUGCAAGACAUAUAUCAACUAUUUGGUUACCUAAAAACAAAUAAACCGAGGUUUUUAGUCUCUAGAAACGUCAUGUUGGACUGACCUAAGCUGUUCCUCUGUGUGCUCUCUGCACAUGACUGUAAGGAGCUGUCAGAGGAAUUGAUUUUCACAGAUUAAUUAUUGCAAAACUCUAUUCUUAAACUUUAUUGUAAACAUAAAUGUUAGAAAACUGAGUGGAUGCAGUUUAACAAAACUGAAACCGCAGAAAAGGAACUUACGAAUGUACAGCUAAAGAAACUUAUAAAGUGUGAUGAAUGACCUGAUCAAUAAAAUCCCCUCUUUAUGUUGUCAAA
Messenger RNA from Oryzias melastigma (Indian medaka), 2572 nucleotides. RefSeq names its product carboxypeptidase E (gene cpe). Gene Ontology annotation, molecular function: zinc ion binding; metallocarboxypeptidase activity. The record is from RefSeq and is a predicted model, not a curated record. The transcript is spliced from 9 exons. NCBI's taxonomy places the organism in Eukaryota, Metazoa, Chordata, Actinopteri, Beloniformes, Adrianichthyidae. Gene Ontology annotation, biological process: proteolysis. The coding region runs from base 166 to 1524 and encodes 452 amino acids.